Molecule: messenger RNA, 3386 nt
Organism: Heterocephalus glaber (naked mole-rat)
Lineage: Eukaryota; Metazoa; Chordata; Mammalia; Rodentia; Bathyergidae
Gene: Gba2
Product: glucosylceramidase beta 2
Biological process (GO): carbohydrate metabolic process; glucosylceramide catabolic process; central nervous system development
Cellular component (GO): membrane
Molecular function (GO): beta-glucosidase activity; glucosylceramidase activity
Source: RefSeq, a predicted model, not a curated record
GUCUGGGCGCCGGCGCUGCCCGGGACCCCGGCCGGCGAGACCUGGCCCCCAGCCCUGGGGGACUUGGUGCUGCGGCCCAGGGGAGGGGCCGAGGCCGCUGCCGGCUCCGGGCCGUCCCGGGGGCGGGGCCUUGAGGGCUGGCCCCGCGGCUCCUCCCCUCUCCGCUGUCCCUGUCGGCCUUUGGCCAGGCAAGCUCUUAUCACAGCCCAAUGACGACUAGGCCCAACCUUUCCCGCCCUGAACCUACAGACCCGACCGAAGGGGAGCGCCGGGCGGCUUUAUUGCUGUCUCCACUGCCACUGCGGCGAGAGCUCCCCGGCUCUACCUUGAAACCAGCUCACCUCAGCUUAGCCCAGCGUCUGACCCUCUUGAACUACAACCGGCGCUCUUAUCUGGACUUGGCUGGCGAGAUACUUUGUGUCAGAAGGCUCGGGACCUAGUGCCAUCGAGGUCUUGGGGACCCAGGAUCCAGAGAACAUGGGAACCGACGUGCCAGCGUCGGAGCAGAUCAGCUGUGCCAAAGGUUAUCCACAAGUUUAUUGCCCUAAAGAUACUGGAGGCACCGCGGCUGUGCGGGUUACACACCGGGAGAUCCUUGAGGACAUUAGACCCCAAAAUGAACCAAGCUACUGCAGUCCGGAAGACUUUGGGCAGCUGAUGGAUUCCUAUGAGGGUAAAGCUAGGGGCUACCAGGUGCCUUCCUUUGGUUGGCGCAUCUGCCUGGCUCACGAGUUUGCAGAGAAGAGGAAACCCUUUCAAGCUAACAAUAUCUCCCUAAGCAACCUGGUAAAGCACUUGGGCAUGGGUAUCAGGUACUUGAAGUGGUGGUACCGGAAGACCCAGGUGGAAAAGAAGAAACCUUUCAUCGAUAUGAUCAAUUGUGUGCCCCUGAGACAGAUCUAUGGUUGUCCCCUGGGUGGCAUUGGUGGAGGUACUAUUACCCGUGGCUGGAGAGGCCAGUUCUGUCGUUGGCAGCUUAACCCAGGAAUAUACCAGCACCAGACAGUUAUCGCUGACCAGUUUACAGUGUGCUUGCGUCGGGAGGGACGGACUGUGUACCAGCAAGUUCUGUCCAUGGAGCGUCCAAGUGUCCUGCACAGCUGGAACUGGGGCCUGUGUGGCUACUUUGCUUUCUACCACGCCCUCUAUCCCCGAGCCUGGACUGUCUAUCAGCUUCCUGGCCAGAAUAUCACCCUCACUUGUCGCCAGAUCACACCCAUCUUGCCCCAUGACUACGAGGACAGCAGCCUGCCUGUAGGAGUCUUUGUGUGGGAUGUAGAAAACGAAGGGGAUGAAGCUGUGGAUGUAUCCAUCAUGUUCUCCAUGCGAAAUGGCCUGGGGGGUGAAGACGAUGCCCAGGGGGGUUUAUGGAAUGAGCCCUUCUGUCUGGAGCAGGAUGGGGAAACUGUUCAAGGGCUGCUGCUGCAUCAUCCAACCCUUCCAAAUCCUUACACCAUGGCUGUGGCUGCGCGACUCACGGAAGAUUCCACGGUAACCCACAUCACAGCCUUUGAUCCUGACAGCACUGGGCACCAGGUGUGGCAGGACCUACUUCAGGAUGGACAGCUGGACUCCCCCGCUGGCCGAAGCAACCCCUCACAGAAAGGAGCAGGCAUCGCUGGGGCUCUGUGUGUUUCAGGCAAGCUGCCACCUCGAGGCCGGUGCUCCCUGGAGUUUUCACUGGCUUGGGACAUGCCCAGGAUCAUGUUUGGAGCUAAGGGGCAAGUCCACUACAGGAGGUACACAAGGUUCUUUGGCCCAGAUGGUGAUGCAGCUCCUGCCCUUAGCCACUACGCAUUGUGCCACUAUGCAGACUGGGAAGACAGGAUCUCAGCAUGGCAGAGCCCAGUAUUAGAUGACAGAUCCUUACCUGCCUGGUACAAAUCUGCACUAUUCAAUGAACUAUACUUUCUGGCGGAUGGGGGCACAGUGUGGCUUGAAGUUCCUGAAGACUCCCUACCGGAGGAGCUGGUAGGAAGUAUGGGUCAGCUUCGUCCCAUCCUUCGGGAAUACGGUCGAUUUGGCUAUCUUGAGGGCCAAGAGUAUCGCAUGUACAACACAUAUGAUGUCCACUUUUAUGCUUCCUUUGCCCUCGUUAUGCUCUGGCCCAAAAUUGAGCUCAGCCUACAGUAUGACAUGGCUCUCGCAACCCUCAGGGAGGACCUGACACGUCGACGGUACCUGAUGAGUGGGGUAAUGGGACCUGUGAAAAGGAGAAAUGUCAUUCCCCAUGAUAUUGGGGACCCAGAUGAUGAGCCGUGGCUCCGGGUCAAUGCAUAUUUGAUCCAUGAUACUGCUGACUGGAAGGACCUGAACCUGAAGUUUGUGCUGCAAGUUUAUCGAGAUUAUUACUUGACGGGCGACCAAGGCUUCCUGAAGGACAUGUGGCCUGUGUGUCUAGCCGUGAUGGAAUCUGAAAUGAAGUUUGACAAGGACCAUGACGGACUCAUUGAGAAUGGUGGCUAUGCAGACCAGACCUAUGAUGGAUGGGUCACCACAGGCCCCAGUGCUUACUGUGGAGGGCUGUGGCUGGCAGCUGUGGCUGUGACGGUCCAGAUGGCUGUUCUAUGUGCGGCACAGGAUGUCCAGGAUAAGUUUUCUUCCAUCCUCAGCCGGGGCCAGGAAGCCUAUGAGAGACUGCUGUGGAAUGGCCGCUAUUACAACUAUGAUAGCAGCUCUCAGCCUCAGUCUCGAAGUGUCAUGUCUGACCAGUGUGCUGGGCAGUGGUUCUUGAAGGCCUGUGGCCUAGGAGAAGGAGACACUGAGGUAUUUCCUACCACACAUGUGGUCCGUGCUCUCCAGACUAUCUUCGAGCUCAAUGUCCAGUCCUUUGCUGGAGGGGCCAUGGGAGCUGUGAAUGGAAUGCAGCCCCAUGGUAUCCCUGAUAGAUCCAGUGUGCAGUCUGAUGAAGUCUGGGUGGGUGUGGUCUAUGGCCUGGCAGCCACCAUGAUCCAAGAGGGCCUGACAUGGGAGGGCUUCCAGACAGCUGAAGGCUGUUAUCGUACUGUGUGGGAGCGCCUUGGCCUGGCUUUCCAGACCCCAGAGGCAUACUGCCAGCAGCAGGUAUUCCGCUCACUGGCCUACAUGCGCCCGCUGAGUAUCUGGGCCAUGCAACUGGCCCUGCAACAGCAGAAGCAUAAAAAAGCCUCCAGUCUGAUAGUCAAUCAGGGCACAGGACUAAGCACAGAGCCUAAAUGUGGACCAAAGGAAGCCUCGGCAAACCUAACCCCAGAGUAAGCCCUCCAAACCACGAGAUCACAACCUCCAGGCUGGUCUUUGCUCCUUACCCCCACUUCCUGCAGCCCUGAGCCAACAGGACAAUCAUGCUCCCUCCCUUCUCCUCACCCAACUGUGCCAGUAAAGAGGGGCUGAGGGUGAAGCAAGCA